Messenger RNA from Anopheles bellator, 1799 nucleotides. Its product is annotated as asparagine synthetase domain-containing protein CG17486. The record is from RefSeq and is a predicted model, not a curated record. Gene Ontology annotation, molecular function: asparagine synthase (glutamine-hydrolyzing) activity. NCBI's taxonomy places the organism in Eukaryota, Metazoa, Arthropoda, Insecta, Diptera, Culicidae. The transcript is spliced from 5 exons. The coding region runs from base 1 to 1779 and encodes 592 amino acids.
AUGUGUGGAAUAUUUUGCUAUAUCGGCGCGACGGAAAAUAGCUUCUCCGACAGCGAAGAAAUCUUUCAGAUAUGUUGUACGUUGCUCUCCAACCGCGGUCCCGACGAAAGCGGGCGACUCGUGUACGACUCGCAAGUGCUGUUUUAUGGAUCGGUAUUGUGGCACCAAGGAUCAACGCUGUGCAAGCAGCCCCUCGAAACCGAUCGAACUGUUUUACUGUUCAAUGGGGACAUUUUCCAGCCACGCGAUGAUGAUGAAGUAAGCGAUACUCAGUGGUUGCUGAAGCGGAUCGAAAAGUGCUCGGAGGAGGAGGAUUUGAGCCAACUGUUCCGGCAACUGCGAGGACCGUUUAGUGUAAUUUUCCUGCGCAAAGAAAAGCGAAGAGUCUACUUUGCUCGCGACAGUAUGGGACGGAAUUCGUUGCUAGUCGGUCGUAGUAAGCGGGCAGCUGGAGGAUUGUUUGUCACAAGCGUUAGCGGUAACAUUCCGUCCAACGAUGUUUGUGAGCUGCCACCAGCUGGUCUUUACUUUGUGGAUUUGGGCGCACCGUUUGUGACCGGGUUGCAUCCUUGGGUCGAGCCAGAUGGGAUCAAGACACUCACAUUAUUCGGUUCGUUAGUGAUUGCAAGCAAACAUAAGCUGGAUCGCGCCCCAUAUGCGGAAAAGGAACAUCAAGUGGGCCAUUGUCACCAUGUUCAGACCGACUUUAAUUUCCGAGAGCUUACGUACGGCAAAGAAUUUCCCGUGCGAGAAGCAUGUGAAAAUCUUUUGAAAUCGCCAGAAGUGGACAACGUUUGCGAAAAGCUUCUAGCCACCCUCCGUGAUUCGGUCAAAGAGCGCGUCAUUCGAACCACAAAGUACUGCAAAAACUGCCUCAAAGCUGUGCCACCGCAAUGUACGCACCCGAAGCUCGGCGUAUUGUUUUCCGGUGGAAUCGAUUGCACUCUUCUGGCACUGUUGGCAGACGCGUACGUGCCGGCCGAUUGUCCGAUCGACUUGCUAAAUGUGGCAUUCGAAAAGGUGACUCGUGAAAGGAAAAAGCAAUCGCCACCCAUCGAUUGGAAUGUGCCGGAUAGGUUGACAGGGCAUAGCUCACUACGCGAACUGCAGCAGCUCCGACCGAAUAGAGUUUGGAACUUCGUUGAGAUUAAUGUCUCCCGGGCAGAACUGAACGCUCAGCAGAAAACCAUUACGAACCUGGUAUUUCCAUUACACACCGUUCUCGAUGAGUCACUAGGAGCGGCACUGUGGUUCGCCUCAAGAGGUGCUGGCCAAAUGCAGGGCAUACCGUACACUAGCCCGUGUCGAGUUCUUCUGUUGGGUUCCGGAGCGGACGAGUUAUUCGGAGGAUAUACACGCCACCGAACGGCGUUCGAACGCAGUUUCAGGGAACGCCAAAAGCUAGGUGAUAAUGAAACGAAAGCAAUAGAAUGGGCUGAUAGAGCACUGGAAGAGGAACUGCAGCUAGACUGGGAACGGUUGCCAAGCCGCAACUUGGCCCGAGAUGAUCGUGUGAUUGGAGACAAUGGCGUCACUCCAAGGACACCCUACUUGCAGGAGGAUUUCGUGGCAUUGGUACAGUCUUUGCGAGUGAACCAAAAGUGCUACUACCCACUCGGCGUUGGGAUUGGCGAUAAGCUGAUCCUCCGGUUAUGUGCUUUCAAGCUAGGGUUGUCUGAGGUUUGCGUGUUAAAAAAACGUGCACUGCAAUUCGGCUGCCGGAUAGCCGAUCGUCGGCAGAAUGCUGCAGACACAUCCAUGUUUCUCGAAAAUCCUUGAAACAUUGGCUCCGCGUAGAG